Messenger RNA from Etheostoma spectabile (orangethroat darter), 1392 nucleotides. RefSeq names its product oocyte zinc finger protein XlCOF22. Gene Ontology annotation, molecular function: RNA polymerase II cis-regulatory region sequence-specific DNA binding; DNA-binding transcription factor activity, RNA polymerase II-specific. Bases 692 to 1357 code for a protein of 221 amino acids. The record is from RefSeq and is a predicted model, not a curated record. Gene Ontology annotation, biological process: regulation of transcription by RNA polymerase II. NCBI's taxonomy places the organism in Eukaryota, Metazoa, Chordata, Actinopteri, Perciformes, Percidae. The transcript has 5 exons.
UAGAAACUUUGAAAACGGGGACAACAGCAGGGUUAAGAGGAAGUUACAGUAAACAUAGAGCUUUUAUUGUGAAGGGGAAAGCGGAAGUGGAUAACGUGUAGUCUGGCUGUGUUGUGGUUGAAUACAGUGAGACGUUCAGGGCCGUCUUGGACCCGCCAUUGGACCCCGUGGUUCUUUAUUUUAGAGUCAAACCUGAGUCUGGGCCACAUAAGAUCUGCAACUGAUAACAUGGGCCCGGAAGUUGUUGGUCCGACCCGUAAUAGCGUCCCUCCCCGGAACUAACGUUAACUGUGUGUGUCCCGUCGUGAUGAAGACGGCGGAGUAAAACGCGCCAGUGUUUAGUUUCUUAAGAAGAAAGAAAGGUCCCAAACUGCCGGAUGUGGUUUUAAAAGCUGAACCAGAGCCACACAGAGCAGGUCGGGGACAAGAGGAACUUUAACAUGACGUCAGAGAGGAAGCUGGCAGCGGACCAGGGGACAGAGUUACCUCCAGUUGUUCUGGAAGUGAUUAUUGGUGAAGAGGAGUAGCAGUAGUGUAGCUCCAGUUUGAAUCAGAAGGAGCCAGAGCACCACCCACCCCAAACAUUAAAGAGGAGCAGGAGAGACUGUGGAGCAGUCAGGAGGGAGAGCAGCUUCAAGGGCUGGAGGAGGCUGAUAUCACCAAGUUCCCAUUCACUCCUGUCCCUGUGAAGAUGAUGAAGAGAAAGCUCAGUCCUCACAGCUUCAUCAAAGACAAAGUCAACACAUGGGACCAGAAGCUGUUGGUGGUUAAAAAAGAAGUUCCCCCUGAGCAGCAGGAGUGUAGCUCCAGUGUGGACCAGCAGGAGCCAGAGACCCCCCCACACAUUAAAGAGGAGCAGGAGGAACUGUGGAGCAGUCAGGAGGGAGAGCAGCUUCAAGGGCUGGAGGAGGCUGAUAUCACCAAGUUCCCAUUCACUCCUGUCCCUGUGAAGAGUGAAGAUGAUGAAGAGGAAGCUCAGUCCUCACUGCUUUAUCAAAGACAAACUCAACAUAUGAAAUCAGAAGGCGAUGGAGAGGACUGUGGAGGACCAGAACAAGCCAGGAUCUCACAUCUACUUUUACAACCUGAGACUAAAGACCAGAGUGGAGACUCUUCUGAUCCUGAGACUGAUGACAGUGCUGAUUGGAAGGAGACCAGAGAACCUCAGUCAGCUUUAAACUCUCUGAAACAUGAUUCAACUGAUACGAAAACAUUCAGCUGCUCCGAGUGUGGGAAAAUAUUUGGCUUCAAGUCAUAUCUGAAGAAACACAUGAGAAUCCACACAGGAGAAAAACCUUUCAGCUGCUCAGUCUGUAGGAAAUCUUUUACACAGAGUGGACAUUUAAGAAACACAUGAGAAUCCACACAGGAGAAAACCUUUCAGCUGCUCAG